Molecule: messenger RNA, 1129 nt
Organism: Ylistrum balloti
Lineage: Eukaryota; Metazoa; Mollusca; Bivalvia; Pectinida; Pectinidae
Product: large ribosomal subunit protein mL50-like
Exons: 4
Coding region: 1-675 (224 amino acids)
Cellular component (GO): mitochondrion; mitochondrial large ribosomal subunit
Source: RefSeq, a predicted model, not a curated record
AUGGCAGCGUCCUUGCGAACACUGUCGUGUAGUCCAAUUUACACGGUUUUAAGAAGCUUACAGUUAAGUAAUCGAACACAGAUCCAGGUUCCAUGCCGCAGUGCAAGCUUUCUGAAGAAAUUUUGGAAAGGAUCUUCAAAAUCUGAAGAAGCAGAAGAAGAGCUAGAGGAUGAAACGUUUGAGUUUGCAAGGAAAACCCCUAUCACAAGUUUAGAUGGAUUACAGUCCCUAAAAAAGAGAAGUGGUGUGAAGACAAAGAAAUGCUACACUCCCCCAGACGAUGUUGAGGAAAGGAUACAAGCAAUUGCAGAUAAUAUUUUUGGGGAGCAUGAAAACUGGAAAGAGACACUGUUAACAAACCGUAUAAACAAAUAUAAGUUUCUAACCAAAACGAUAAAGGAAUUUGAUCACAACAUACCAAACAUGGUGCUGACACACCUGGAUAAAGUGGAAGAUGUUGUCGACCACUUCAGCACUGAAGUCCGAGGGACAAGUGCUCUGGAGGACAUAUCCAAAUUAGACCUGCCUCAAAACUUACAUAUGAACUUAGACUAUAUAAGAUUUAAUAGUAAAGAAGAUACAUUAUUUGAUGGUAAGACAGCGUAUCCAGAACGGCCUACAAUCAUACAUAGCAUUAAACACAGACGACAGUAUAAAGGAUCGGAAGAGGAAUGAAUUCUGCGUAUGUCAUUUUCAGGUGGAAACCUUAUACCUUUUUAAAUCUCGACACCUGAAAAAUUGCUGAACAAGAAAGCAAGAUUUCUGUAGUGCUAUUGGAAUAUAAAGGUAGUGUUGAUAAUUGUUUAUAAGUUAUAUGGAUUUAUCAUCUGUAUAAAUUUAAGAAUAAACAGGCAGGAUUCUAUUUCUUUGUUGCUAUGGAUAUACAGAUAUUGUGUAAGACUUGUGUCGAGUCAAUUUCAUUCAUAGUCGUAUCAAAAUAAACCUCUGUGUUGAACACUUUGUCAACUACAGUGGGAUACAGGUGUAAAAUAGUCACAAAUUAUUGCAGUGAAAAAAUACACAUAUAAUAGUAGGGGUUUCUUGUAGACCACAGAGUAUACUGGUUAAGGCUGUAUACACUAUAUAGAUAUUUUUGUGAAGUUGACAUUGCAUUACAACAAUAAAUGAA